This is a messenger RNA of Dicentrarchus labrax (European seabass), 3421 nucleotides long. It is a transcript of the gene pgm2l1, whose product is annotated as phosphoglucomutase 2-like 1. The coding region runs from base 300 to 2162 and encodes 620 amino acids. Gene Ontology annotation, biological process: carbohydrate metabolic process. Gene Ontology annotation, molecular function: glucose-1,6-bisphosphate synthase activity; intramolecular phosphotransferase activity; magnesium ion binding. The record is from RefSeq and is a predicted model, not a curated record. Lineage: Eukaryota; Metazoa; Chordata; Actinopteri; Moronidae. The transcript has 14 exons.
GUGUCCUGUGAAACCGAGUAACGGUCCCUGUUAGCUGGAUGCUAACUGCUAACUGCUCUCUACUGUAACUUUAGCCUGUUGCUAACAUUAGCCUCCGGUGUGCAGUUUAAGGCCGAUACUGAGAGUGGGACAUUUGAGCUCCGGCAGCCAUAACAAAGAGGAGAGGAGUUCGAUGUGUGUCGGGUUCAGGGUCCGGGAGCUAACACGGUACCACGGCUCUGCCCGCUAGCUGGUUGCUACUUUACCCCGCAGUUCAAUGGCUCAGCUGCAGCGUUAGCCGGUAGCCUCUGUCUGUCAGCAUGGGAGACGUUAACGGGGAUCUGAACGCCAACUCCCGGUACCGGAGCACCGGCGACCCGCAGCUGGACAAGGCGGUGCACCAGUGGUUGACCUGGGACAAGAACCACCGGACCCGGGCUCAGCUGGAGUCUCUGGUGGCGGCGGGUUGCCUGGGCGAUCUGAGGAAAAGGCUCUGCAGCAGGAUGAGCUUCGGGACGGCGGGACUCAGAGCCGCCAUGGGAGCCGGAUUCAGCCGGAUCAACGACCUCACUGUCAUCCAGUCCACACAGGGUUUAUACUCGUACCUGUCCAGGUACUGUGCAGACUUAAGCAGGAGAGGAGUGGUUGUUGGUUUCGACACCAGAGGACAGGAGGAGAGUGGCUGCAGCAGUCAGCGUUUGGCGAAGCUAACAGCUGCUGUGAUGCUCAGCAGAGACGUUCCUGUUCAUCUUUUCUCCACGUUCGUCCCGACGCCGUACGUGCCGUACGCUGUGAGGAAGCUCGGGGCAGCGGCCGGAGUGAUGAUCACAGCCUCACACAACCCCAAAGAAGACAACGGAUACAAGGUGUACUGGUGUAACGGUGCUCAGAUCUCCUCACCUCAUGACAAGGAGAUCCUGCGGAGUAUCGAGGAGCAGCUGGAGCCCUGGAGCUCCUCCUGCUGGGAUGAGGGGCUGGUGGAGAGCUGCUCCCUGAGGACCGACCCCCUGACCAAGAUCAACAGCUGCUACAUGGACGAGCUCACCUCCCUCUGCUUCCACAGGGAUCUGAACAGAAUUUGUCCAUUAAAGUUUGUCCACUCGUCGUUCCACGGUGUCGGACACGUCUUCGUCCAACAGGCCUUCCUUACCUUUGGCUUCGCUCCGCCGAUCCCUGUCCCUGAGCAGAAAGACCCCGACCCCAACUUCUCCUCUGUCCGCUGCCCCAACCCCGAGGAGGGAGCGUCGGUCCUGGAACUUUCACUUCUUCUGGCAGAGAAAGAAAACGCUCGGAUCGUUCUGGCGACGGAUCCUGACGCCGACCGUUUGGCUGUAGCAGAGAACUCUGACGGGUGCGGUUGGAAGGUGUUCACAGGUAACGAGCUGGCGGCUCUAUUGGGUUGGUGGAUGUUCUUUAAUUGGAAGGAGGCUCAUCCAGAUCCUGCAGACUCUCAGAAGGUUUACAUGUUGGCCACCACAGUCUCCUCCAAGAUCCUGCAGGCCUUCGCUCGCAUCGAGGGGUUCCACUUCGAGGAAACUCUUCCUGGCUUUAAAUGGAUCGGGAACAGAAUACACGAACUCUCCAAAACAGGAAACACAGUCAUAUUCGCCUUCGAAGAGUCGAUUGGUUUCCUCUGCGGCAGUUUGGUCCCUGAGAAAGACGGCGUGAGCUCGGCGGCGGUCGUGGCUGAAAUGGCGGCUUACCUCCACAACAAGAACCUGAGUCUGAACCAACAACUGCACAACAUCUACCAGACGUAUGGUUAUCACGUGUCUAAAACCUCCUACGUGGUCUGUAACGACCCCCCCACCAUCCAGAAGAUCUUCAGCCGGAUCAGAAACUUCGACGGCGAAGGUUCGUACCCGAAGACGUGCGGUGGCGAGCAGAUAGUCCACAUCAGAGACGUAACCACGGGAUACGACAGCAGCCAGCCCGACCUCAGAUCUGUACUUCCUGUGACGAGGAGCAGUCACAUGAUCACCUUCACGCUACAGAACGGCGUCGUGGCCACGCUCAGAACCAGCGGCACCGAACCCAAAAUCAAAUUCUACACGGAGUACUGCGCCUCCCCGGGGAACAGCGAGGCGUCCCGCCUGGAGGAGGAGCUCAGGAAGAUCACAGCCGCUCUGCUGGACGAGUUCCUGGAGCCUGAGAGGAACAACCUGAUUCGCCGCUGCGUCUAGCUCCGCCUCCCCCCCCCCCACAGCUGCUUCCUGUUGCUGAUGUCACAUCCUGUCGUGUUUGUAGACGAAUGAGAGCAGCCGCUGCUUCAACGCUGUGGUAUCAAUAAAGUUCAUGUUAGACACUAAAACUGAUAAAUCAAUAUCUAGUUUGGUGUUCUGUCAUUGAUCACCAUACAGCAGAGAGCAUCAUGGGUAAAUGACCAAAGAGGGGUUCUUUCACUGUGAUUGGUUAUCAGCUGCAGGAUCAAUAAAGUAUUAGCAACAGAAAUAAACAACCAAAAACACCGUAAACUAGUUUAGUCCUUAUAUGGAAGUUCAUUCAUGACUAAACAGAUUCACAUUAAUCAGUCAGUGAUUGUACGGAGGCCUUUUGCUGCCGUUAGAGAAUCUCCUUAUUUUAAAAAGAUUUUUCUUCUUAUUACAAACCAAAUGAUUCAGUUUGAAUAUCAUCUCGUUAAGUUAAUGUUGUUACAGUGAGAUAUUUGUUUCUUGCUUUAAUGAGAGAUGUUUAUUUUGUGUAAUAAUGUUAUUGUUAAUAUUUUCAGGCGUUUUCUAUAUUUUGAGUUUCAAACCUACGGAGCCCCUAAAGUCCCAUGAGGUGAUUUUAAUUUUAUGCUACAAACAAGUUAAUAUCUUUAUACAUCUGUAAUAUUGUUAUUAGACCACCAUAUAGUGUCAAAUAGUAAUAUUAUAAUAUAACAAUAUUACAGGUUACAGGUUGUACAAGUCCACUGUUACGGAGGUAAAUAUAAUAAAUAAAAUAAAAGUUAACCAUCAGAUCAACCUCUGACUUCCUCUCCCCGUCUCUGAUUGGAUGGUUCUUGCAUCGGUGCACUCUGGGAAAUUGCUCUAGAGUUUAAACCUAUUUGAGUUUAAACUGUUAGUUGAUGAAUUUAUUAAUAGAUUCACUGAAAAUCGUUUUACAACAAUUUUGCUUUUUGAGUUUGUGACCUCUGACCUCUGUUUUGUCCUGACUGAGCUUCCAUAUGUGGACUGAAAGGAGAAUGUCUCUGUAUCUUCUUUCUUUGUGUUGUUGAUGUUUCCCCUGACUCUCUAUGGAUGUUAUUUAUUUUUAUACUGGAGAUAAAAGAUAUUUAUGUGCCGGUCGGCGUCCAGGCGACGAGACGCUGUCAAUGCUGAUUUAAGGAUUUCUUUUUGUUUUCGGUUUGGUGUUUUGGAACGAGGACAGAGUGAGACCUCCGUGUGUGACUGCUGUUAUUGUAGUUCUGACAGUCCGCCAAUAAAAACUGUAAAAUGUG